Molecule: messenger RNA, 645 nt
Organism: Cladophialophora bantiana CBS 173.52
Lineage: Eukaryota; Fungi; Ascomycota; Eurotiomycetes; Chaetothyriales; Herpotrichiellaceae
Exons: 1
Coding region: 1-645 (214 amino acids)
Source: RefSeq, a predicted model, not a curated record
AUGGGCCAACCGGGUUAUCUGAGAGUUCAACUGAGCCCAAGAGGCAGCCUGGAUGAUUUCGACCACUGGAGACUUGAGUCUUUCAAGCAGACACCGUGGGCGACUCAGCAGAAAUAUUUCACGGCAAUCGAUGACCCCGAUCCCACCAAACCGUACCGCUCAGAAGUUGUGUACGACAUCAACAACGUUGACGCGGUGGACCUAGAUAAACUGCUGCAAGAAUGGUCCUCUCCUAGGGCCACGAUGACUUUGCUCCUCUACAAACGAUUAGACUUUGCCGCGCACAGGGGCAAGGAGAUCCCUCCGGACGAUGGCAUCGUUGUGGUCAAUUCGCUUACACCCGAAAACAACACAGAGGUUCUGGAGGACUACCACGCAUGGUAUCGAACCGAGCACAUCCAAAAAUUGAUGCAGAUCCCAGGGUGGCGCACUGGGAGCCGAUAUCAGUUGUUGGAUCAGCGCGGAGAAUGCGCCGAAUAUGCCGGCCCCUUCAUGGCCGUGCAUCAGUACGACCGAGAGAACGGUCUUGGAGGUUCGGAAUGGACCAAGUCAGUGGUGUCGGAGUGGACGAAGAAGAUCGAUAUGAGAAUGGCGAAGCGCCCUCACAGAAGAGUAUUCAAGAUAGAUCGAUACGCAAUAUUUUGA